ACAAUGCAAAUGUAUUUUCAAAGAAAACCCAUAUCUUGUCGAAUUGCGAGAAGAUGUGAAGCUCCUGAUUGACGUCGCUCUAGAAUAUCUCAAGAAACGAGUCAGGAACCACAAGAGCAAGCAAGCGAAGAAAGGCGAACAGAGCACCCAAGACGAGAACCCUGAAACAGGGGAUGAGAACUGGACGGAUGAUGAAGCAAUGAAAAUAUUUCUGUCCAUUGUUAAAGUGUUGCAGAUCAAUUUUCCGUUGUAUAAAGUUCACAAGAUUUAUGCUGCGGUAAGUAAGGGUCAAUGUCCCGAUCGGAUGUUAAAGAUUUUUUGUCUCCUUAUUUCGUAUUUUCAUUCUUUCCAAUUUCAUCUAGGCACAAAUCCGAUUGGACAAAAAGUUGACAAGCAAAUAUUGUGAUAUAAACGUAUGUUUGUAUAACUGGACAUAAUCUCACUUUGUGUAACCUUAAAGGCUAGCUAUAGUAACAAAUUUUUCGCUAACUUCGCAUGCAUUUAGUCUGAGUUUCUGAAGCAGAGAAAAAAACAAAGGUAAUGGACCAAUCCCCAAUUAACAAAAAUUUUGAUCUCAAUAAGUCUAGACAAAAUUCCUUCAUAGCAUGAAAGAGCAUCACAAAAUUAGUAAUAUUCCAAAGUUUCGUUGCGAAAUGUUGUAAAUUGCGGAUAAUAUAGCCUUGCGAAGUUUGUAAUUUUCAGUCAGUUUGUAUUACGCACGGAAGUGGUAACCAUUUCCCGUUUGUAAUACAAAAUGACUGAAAAUUGCAAAUUUCGCAGAGUUAUAUUAUCCGCAUUUUACAACAUUUCGCAACGAAACUUUGGAAUAUGACUAAUUUUGUAAUGCUCUUUCAAGCUGUGAUGAAGUUUUUGUCUAGACUUGUCGAGUUCAAAAUUUUGAUUAAUAUGGGAUUGGUUCAUUAAGUAUUAGAAUUAUCCGCAUGUUUAAAAAUUGGGGUAAAUAAUCCUAAUGCUUAGUUAUUUUUGUUCUAUUUUAUGCUCUCACAAACGUGAAGAAUAUUAACUAUAGGGGUGAAAGGUAUGAUUUAAUGUCGUUCUUUCUUUUUGUCUUGCAGGAGGGAGAAAUAUCAGACAUUCUUUUGUAUUAUAUUGUAUAUUUUUGUGAAAAUCUUGGCCUCUCGCUAAUACACGCAUGCUUUCGUGAAACGGACCCAUCUAACUUCCCUCUACCGUUGGCGCACAGUCUUAUCUGUAUUGUUCAACAG
Paramuricea clavata is the source of this 1226-nucleotide messenger RNA. The record is from the annotation of a GenBank genome assembly. Lineage: Eukaryota; Metazoa; Cnidaria; Anthozoa; Malacalcyonacea; Plexauridae.